Molecule: messenger RNA, 837 nt
Organism: Encephalitozoon hellem ATCC 50504
Lineage: Eukaryota; Fungi; Microsporidia; Unikaryonidae
Product: choline-phosphate cytidylyltransferase
Exons: 1
Coding region: 1-837 (278 amino acids)
Biological process (GO): CDP-choline pathway
Molecular function (GO): phosphatidylcholine binding; choline-phosphate cytidylyltransferase activity
Source: RefSeq, a predicted model, not a curated record
AUGGAAAAGGAGGAUAGUGUAGAGGAGUACAAGAUUAUGGCGCCUACAUACCCAGACAGAAAUGCAUUUGAGUACGAGGAGAUGACUUCCGAUGUUGGCAUGUAUAAGAUACCGGUCAACAGGCCUGUUCGAAUAUACUGCGAUGGGGUGUACGAUCUGUUCCAUUAUGGGCAUGCCAGGAGCCUGAAGCAGGCAAAGAACCUCUUUCCGAAUGUUUACCUGCUGGUUGGUGUUACCGACGACGACAUAACAACAAGGCUCAAGGGAAACCUUGUUAUGAAUGAAAAAGAAAGGGCAGAGGGGCUUAUACACUGCAGAUAUGUUGACGAGGUUAUAACAAGUGCGCCGUGGGAGCUAACAUCAGAAUUCCUUCAAAAGCAUAGGAUAGACUUUGUUGCGCAUGACGACAUACCGUAUAAGGGAGAGGGCAAGGAAGACAUCUACAAGUUUGUGAAGGACAUGGGGAUGUUCAUACCGAUCAGAAGAACAAAAGGAAUCAGCACAAGCGGGAUAAUAACGAACAUCGUUCGGAACUACGACAUGUAUGUCAGGAGGAAUCUUGAAAGGGGGGUUUCUGCAAAGGACCUGAACAUAUCGUUUCUUCACAUGAAGAGAAUAAAGGUGAGCAAGAAGAUGAACGAGAUGAUCAAGAACGUCGAUAUUCAGAGGGAGAUUGACGAUAUAAGGAGAGAGAUACGGAUUGCAAUGAAGUACUGGGAGAGGGUGUCCAACGAGAUUAUUUCUGGCUUUAUAGAGAAUUUUUAUCACGGAAAUGCUUCCGGCAAGUUCAUUGAUCGCCUGGUGGAGUUUGUGAAGCUCAAGAGAAAGGCCGAGUAG